GGUCGUGAAAGUGCUGGAAGGACGCUGCAUGUUGUUCUGAAUACGUCGACAUUUUAUAGUACCAAAUAGGGCAUGCUGAUGAAUAAAGGGGUGCACAUCAUUUGAAACAAUGACGACAUCGUUCUUGAAUACCGUGCAGCGUCCGAAUGCCGCCGUUAAGGCUGAGCCGGGUGAAUCGACUGCAAAAAAGGUGACAGCACAGCAGCGCGCGCUACCUGCGAAACCCAAGAAGGGCAAUGAGGGGGUGGACUUACGGUUUUGAUCGUGCUCAUUGUGAUGAGGAUUCUACACAGCUAUGUAUGUUGUCCUCCCAUUUUUAGUCUCCUGAUAGUGAUUUAAUCAAGUACGUUUCCACUAAUACACGCAAAGAAGCGACGAGCCUUCCCAGAGCGCCCACCAGUACCGGAGGGUUUGCUCUGCCCUCUGAGCGGUUUGCUAAUGCAAACCCCUGUCCUGCUAGCAAGCGGGCAUAUAUUCGAACUGGAUAACAUUCGGGAGUAUGUCCGGCAACACGGAAGAAACCCUAUAUCCGGCGAUCACAUCAGUAAUGCCGCAGAGCUGAGCUACCGCCACGUACGAUGGCUACGCGACACCAUUGUCAGUUCUACGUUUUCUUGGUCGUCAUUUCUCCGUAAUACGAAUAAGUUGGUCUUCAGCAACAUCGUUUAGCUCUCCAGGUAGUAUUACGGUCAGCUUUUACCCAUCUUUCUCGUCUUCUCGAUACGCGUUUCCCUUGUAUUUCAUGGGAGAGGGGUCGAGAUGAGGGGACCGAGAUGGAUUAAAACUGACGCUAAUAGUAUAUUGGUUAUUAACUUUCGGCUUCUUAUGGGGAUUGAUAUAGGAGAGAGAGAGACCUAGUAGAGCACCAUCGUUGACCUCUCCUCUCUUUGUUGUAAAAUUGGAAUCUAUAACAAGAGGCGUAAAGACACGUUGUUGGCGAACGUUGAGACCACAUUGUCGCGUACUCGAUCAGCCGCGCACACGCAGGAUCCAGAGAACUCGAAACCUCUCGGCGACGUUCGACCGCAUCCACAUGAUCUGCGUAUAGAUCUGACGCUGCGACGAGUGGCUUAUUUACGGGCACUAUGAUUCGAGUUAUUUAACCCAUGGUCGUCUUGUAGCAUCAGUUUGCUACCUAAAGUUCAAGAGAAGCAAAAAUAAAAAGUUGUUGUACUUGUAGUUGUGAAACAAGCUGGAUCCUUUUCCUUUCCGGUCAUUCACGUUCUAAAAUAUCAGCUGAAGCGUCUGAAUCGGCUUUAUCUAGCUAAAAACAAUGCACAGGAAGAUACCACCAACGGCAGCCACUUGGUGGGCGAAAGACUUCUCCGAAAGUUGGAAGAUUUUGUGUCGCGUUUCGAUAAAUCUUCAGGAGCCGAUGAGAGAGCAGGAGACGGAGCCGGUGAUGAGAGAGCAGGAGACGGAGACGGAGCCGGGGAUCCGGCAAGUAGAAAGAAGCCGACCAUACUGAGAGGGACCUCGCGAAGCUUCAUCCUCGACGCGCAUCGCGAGUUCCAGGCUGCAGAGAAAGAGUGGGCAUCGCGGGACGUCCGACAGGCAAACCAGGAAAAUCGGACGAGGACAAACAAACGAAAUCAGACGCAAACCGCACAUCAUGGCGGGGCGGGUAAGGCUACCACGCUAGCUGUAGGUGCUAAUGCGUCAGUGCCAAUUGUUCGCGAAGGCGCGACAGUACCAGCAUCUUCCAAGCGCCCGGCUCCAACAGCAGCAGCAGCGAUAAGUGGUAAAGCUUCGCUACGAGCGGGGGAAAAUGUACUUGCUCCACUGGGUCAAAAAAGUGGCAAACAAGAUGUCCAACGAUUGAAUCAAAAGGGUGUACCUCGCACCGCAGGCGCGACGGGAGGACAAGCAGCUGCAGAACAAGCCGUGGCCUUUUAUUUGCAGCAAAUUGUACCAGGUGUCAGUUACGACUGUGUAUUACCAGUGACGGCGUACGGGAACGCCACUACCGUCUCGUAUCCGUUGAACAACGAGCACAUCGAAUGGUUUCUUGCUCUUCCACAGCGUGACACCUUGCGCACCCUGUUCUUUUCUGACGCAGCCCCCAGUGCGAAUCCACUUAUGAGGAAUUCUGUUUGUACCUACUCUUGUAACUUUCAUCAAUCAUCUUUCUCAAUUAAGUACAAUCGUAAUCGUUUUGAGGUGGGAAUGGCUCAUUUGCGCUUUCGAGAUGGCACUGAAGAACAGGAAAGUCAAAAUUUUUUAAAAGUGUCAGUCUAGAACAAUCUUCAUCAUCAUCAUCAUCAUUUUUAAAAGACGUCAGGCACAGGCACACUUUUAAUCUUGAGCUUCCAGCGACAGCAGUCCAGCUUCGAGAAGUGCUUGUGCGUGAGUGGAGUCGCGUGACGCAGACUCCUCCGCCGCAAUCAGAAGAGGAAAGUAAAGUGCAGCUUGCAGGAGUUUUCAGUUGGGUGUGUUUCGUACAGGAUGCUGUUUGUUCGAACAUUCAACAGAGAAACGCCAUGCUUCAUGGAGGAGGUGGGGUGAAACCUUCCACACAGAAUAAUGUGUACAUGACGACAGAGCAGCUCAUAAUUGAGGAAGAAGUUGAAAAUUCGCCAUCGGAAAGCUCGGAAUCUGACGAGGCUAAAAAGGCAAAGUUGCCUAAACGUUUACGAGAGGGCGCCGCAGCAGUGACGAAAAGACGCCGUGUCGAGCAGCCGGACCGAACUCCCCAGCAACAGGAUCAGCUUCGCAUCCACACUCUUAGUGCUGGCGAAGGAGCUCCUGCGCAAUUAAACACCAGAGUGAAUACCAAUGUUUCGAUGUUUUUGAAGAACCGAACUGGUGCGGCGAGCACGACGAACGAAGCAGAAGUUGCUGGUCGGAUGCUCACACGCCGACAGCAAGCAAUGAUGCAGAUGUCAGGUGGGACUGUUGGUUGGAGUCCUGCCAAAGCCGGGAAUGCAUCCGCUCGGAUACGUCGGCCACGGAACAAACCUGCUGGCGACGAGAGCUCCUCUAGCGACGGCGAACCGGGUGAGCAGCCGCCCGCCGCUUCCAGCUCGUUGAACUUUUUAUGGCCAUCAUAGGGUUGGUCAAUGAAAAGCCCAAUAACGUCACGGAAAUGGUGAAAUUGUGAGACUUCUCCAGUUCCUCCUUGUCAUUGCUCAUGGCUGAUGAUAAUGAAAGAAGCGCUAAUUUUCGGACCGAAAAGUCGAAGCGGGGAUUUAAGCCUAGGACCACAGCCGCGCACAGGAGAUUUAAGCUUAGACCCCAUGUUUUCGGAUUUUGAUGCGCUCCUCGACGCCGACGAAUUGGCAGUACUCGAAGCAAAGUCGCCUGUUGAUUCUCCACGAGGGACCGUCCUGAGUGCAGCUUCAAGAAACACAAGAGUUCUGGGACAGAAUCAAACAGGACCACCGACCACGGGAGAAAUGGCUGCUACGCCUCAAGCUCCUGGAUCCGGCGUUGUUUCGAACAUCCCGACAUCCCGAUUCAACCCCCUACUUGGGAUUCCUACGACAUUGCCCAUCGCCGACAUCGUGCUCAAAGUGAGCGGGGUAACUUUAUGCCUUCACCACUGAAAAGAAAUAUCAUGUGACUGAUGACGGUUUGUUGACGUCAAGGUCCGCAAAUCGACAUGCACCAGCAACAAAUAGAGGUUGAAUAGAUAAAAGGAACAACAGUAAAAAUAGGUAGAAGCAGAAGCACCCCUCUUGCCAGCUUACUGCAUAGAAUAGAUGGGGGGUAUUACUAGGGCAUCUGGAUCUGCAUACUUUCAUACAACGGGUGGCAGAAAAUGAACGGUAUCUACGUUUUCGAUGAUGCCAGAAAAACCGACGUUUCACCAUUCUUCCGCAAUAAUACCACGGGAGCAUUCUUCUUCAUGCAAAAACACGCGACGGCUGGAUCUGCUCAGCUUUCGCCAGUCAUUGUACUAGUACCUUAACUUUUCCCAUUCUUCGAUCAUAUCGUUGUUGUACAGGUAGUUGCUCCAAGGAGUCAUAUCUGAUUUUUUUACAGGAGCCGGCUUUGCGUGUUUAUUGUGAUGUUAUUCGUAUCGGUGUCGUCAGAGGAUCCGACAAGCACAAGAUCAACAACGUGUUAUGACCAACACCACUCAGGCGCCAGCAAGUUACAUUCGCGAGUAUUGGCAAGACGAUGAGAAGCGACGCUUAAACGCCUUCGGUGGAGUAGUUUGCUACGUCGAAGGGAUGUGGAUGGAGGCUCGUCCAACGCCUGGCGUUGCUGGAGGUUGUGAGUGGCUACCGGUAGACGCAAAAACUUUCCGCAUAUCUUGGACCCAAAGAACCAAGCAUCCCUGGGUUUUCACAGCCCUCGUUCUGGGAGACUAGUCAAACACUUUUGUAGUUAAACGCAGAAACAAAUAGAAGUCAAGUGAUCAUGCGGAUGACCGUAAAACUAUAUUCAUUGAUUCCAUGCCCAUGCCGACAUCGAUUUUUUGAUGUGCCACUACAUUGCAUAGAAAAGUAUGUGCGUUACGUCGAGACUUGCUGCAUGCUCAGAGUGCGCAAGAAGUGACCUACCAGAGAACUCUGCAUCAUAAGUGCAGGAUGCGGGGCACGGACUGGUUUCGGGUCAAGACGAGACGCUAGAAGCAUCGAAUGCCCACGUAAGUAGAAAAUAAAGCGAUCGCGAAAAGAGAACAGUAUAUCUAUAAGAAAGUAUAUCUUUGAUUAGAGGGAAGGUCACCCAUCAUCCUCGGAGUUGAGCAAGGUGCCGG
Messenger RNA from Amoebophrya sp. A25, 4705 nucleotides. Lineage: Eukaryota; Dinophyceae; Syndiniales; Amoebophryaceae. The record is from the annotation of a GenBank genome assembly.